Messenger RNA from Atta colombica, 3693 nucleotides. It is a transcript of the gene Pgant9, whose product is annotated as putative polypeptide N-acetylgalactosaminyltransferase 9. The record is from RefSeq and is a predicted model, not a curated record. The transcript is spliced from 10 exons. The coding region runs from base 404 to 2233 and encodes 609 amino acids. NCBI's taxonomy places the organism in Eukaryota, Metazoa, Arthropoda, Insecta, Hymenoptera, Formicidae. Gene Ontology annotation, cellular component: Golgi apparatus.
ACACACAUGUAUUAUCAAAGAAAGGAAAGUUAUCGAUUUUGCACGUCAAUGAUUGUCAGUCAUUUUGAUUAGGAUAAAGAUUCGUUCUCAGGAACCGAAGCUCUCGCUGUGAAAUUCCUAGCACGAUUGCUCGUGAAAGGAACGCGUCUCCUGUGGAUCUCCUCUCUCUACUCGGGCGUUUAAUUAGCGUCCUCGAUCGCGUAGAAAGGAGGAACUAGCUUAGGUGCCCGGACCUUUUGACGUCACACGGCGAGAGCCGACCGGCGGGAGAUCGAACAGGGGCGAGAGGAUGUUGCUGAGGUAACACGACAUUUCGAGGCCGCACGAGAAGUACGAUAAUCGCAGCGCGGGAAGGUGUCGAUCGCAGCAGGCGCAUAAAGGAGGAUCGAAGAGUGGCGGAAGGAUGGGUUUUCCCAGGAGAAGGUCGCUGUGGCUGAAGGUGGCGGUACUGGCAACCGCCGUGUGGGUGACCGUCUGUUUCCUGCUCUAUACGGAGGAUCGGGCGGCGGCGGCUGCCGUUCAAGGAUUGGCACCGUCGGGCGUCGCGAUGCCGCAACAAGCGGCGAAUGGCUUUGUGCCACCCGCGGCGCCAUUUAGAAAAGAGUCGACUGGUAAUGCUAUUAACAACAGGGCGAAGAUCAAUCAAGUCGGUCUAAAGCAAGAUUCUAUAGGUAGUGGAGUGUUGGAUAUACCACGGGAACCGGAUACUGCUGCACCCGGUGAAAUGGGCAGACCCGUGAUAUUGCCGGCCAACAUGUCUGCGCAGACGAAGAAGCUGGUAGAUGAUGGCUGGCUCAAUAACGCAUUUAAUCAGUACAUCAGUGAUUUAAUCUCCGUGCACAGAUCUUUGCCCGAUCCACGCGAUCAGUGGUGUAAGGAAUCUGGUAGGUACUUGAAGGAUCUUCCGCCUACAGCAGUAAUUAUCUGCUUCCACAACGAAGCUUGGUCUGUGUUGUUGCGUACAGUGCACUCCGUGCUGGAUAGAUCGCCAGAACAUCUCAUACAGGAAAUCAUUCUAGUCGAUGAUUUCUCCGACAUGCCUCAUCUCAAGCGCCAAUUGGAGGACUAUAUGAUGAAUUAUCCAAAAGUGAGAAUUAUUAGAGCGAAUAAACGUGAGGGCCUUAUCAGGGCGCGCUUGUUAGGCGCUGCGGCGGCCAAAGCUCCGGUCCUCACAUAUCUGGAUAGCCAUUGUGAAUGUACGGAGGGCUGGCUAGAACCUCUUCUGGAUCGGAUCGCGCGCGAUCCGACGACGGUAGUUUGUCCGGUGAUCGAUGUUAUAGACGACACUACCCUGGAAUACCACUGGCGCGACUCGAGCGGUGUAAAUGUCGGUGGAUUCGAUUGGAAUCUCCAGUUCAAUUGGCACGCGGUACCAGAGAGAGAGAGAAAGAGGCACAAAAACCCGGCCGAACCCGUUUGGUCACCAACAAUGGCUGGCGGCCUCUUUUCAAUAGACCGAGUUUUCUUCGAACGGAUCGGCACAUAUGAUAGCGGCUUCGACAUAUGGGGUGGCGAGAAUCUUGAAUUAUCAUUUAAAACCUGGAUGUGCGGAGGCACCCUGGAAAUCGUGCCAUGCUCGCACGUGGGUCACAUCUUCAGGAAACGUUCGCCUUACAAGUGGCGCAACGGCGUGAACGUGCUCAAGAGGAAUAGCAUAAGACUGAGCGAAGUGUGGCUGGACGAGUACGCCAAGUACUACUAUCAGAGGAUAGGUCACGACAAGGGCAACUACGGCGACAUAUCGGAGCGAAAAGCUCUUAGGAAGAAACUGGGGUGCAAGUCGUUCAAGUGGUACCUGGACAACGUUUAUCCGGAACUCUUCAUUCCAGGCGAGGCAGUCGCCUCUGGAGAGGUCCGAAACCUCGGCGAAGGCGGUAACACCUGUCUGGACUCGCCCGCUCGCAAGGCCGAUUUGCACAAACCGUGCGGACUGUAUCCCUGUCAUCGACAGGGUGGAAAUCAGUACUGGAUGCUCAGCAAGACGGGCGAAAUCCGUCGAGACGAGUCGUGCUUGGACUACAGUGGCAGCGACGUUAUUCUCUAUCCUUGUCAUGGCAGUAAAGGAAAUCAACAAUGGAUCUACAAUCCUCAGACUAAUCAUAUCAGGCACGGUAGCAGCGACAAAUGUCUAGCGAUUACAGAGAGCAAACAGCAACUGGUGAUGGAAGAAUGCUCGUCCAAUGCCCUGAGACAGCGAUGGUCCUUUGAGAAUUACGAUCCAUCGAAGCUGUGAUACCGCGCCUUUUCGCGUCGUCAUUCCCAUAAUCGCAAUCACGCUUCUGAUCGCGCCGGAUCUUGGCUACCAGGCAAACGGUUCUCAAUCGCUAAGACUCGUUUUGGUAGAUAAAUCUCACGAAUUCCGCAAGAUAUUGCGAAAAUUCCUGAAACCGCUCGGAAUCGCUUGAUGGACCAAUUUAAACCCCACGCGUUUUCUCAAGGAACGAGAACGAAAGAGUUCAUCGUCGACUUCUCAUCGACGAUUGAAAUGUGUGAAACAAAAGAUCAAUCGAUGCAACGAAACGUUUGCGAGAACAAUAUACUUUGAAAAUUUUGUACUGAGAAACUGCAUUUAAUUAGAAUAAGUUCCGAGCAUUGUAUGGCGCUCGAAUCGAUUAUGAUUUGAGUUUCAUAUAUUGAUAGCCCUAAUUACUAAGAGUAUUACGAGAGAUUAGCUCGAACGUGAUUGUGAACGAACGUGAUUGUAUCGACCAUCGAAAUAGCUCUCGAUCAUCACUUUCGUUCAUUGAUCAUUCACGCUUCCAUGAGGAUCAAAAUAGGAAGCGGAAUGUUUGAUAUUGUCAUAGAAACGAUACAUCGUAUCGAUCUUAGUGAACGAAUCGUUAAGUAUAACGAGUAGCGAAUUAUUUCCUUUUCUCUAUAUUACGACAAUUUCAAGAACGAACUGCAGAAUGUUUUCGACAAGUUUGAACGCGACCGUUAUCCUUUAGAAAAAUCAAGUGCCAAAUUUCAAAUAUUCCCAUCUCAAGCUUACUAUAACCGAGGAUAAACUCCUACAAAAUAGUGAACCUACAUUGCCGUUAAUGAAAACACGUAGUGUUUGCGUGUACUGAAUAACUUCAGAAGAUUGUAUUAGACGAUAUCUGCGCAAUCGUGCUCUUCUGCUAACUCUUGGAGUGCCAUGUGCGAAUUUGAGGGAAAAACGCGAAGAGAAUUAUAGCUCCCUUAAUGCAAAUUGCGUUUGUACAAUUUGCAUUGUUCUCAUGCACGGCUCAUGAGAUAGCAUGCAUCUUAUAAGUAAAGAUGGUUUACCUUCAAGUUAUUUCCUAAUCACGCUUUUCUCAGUGUUCGAGAGAAAUAUUUCGAAAAUGUAUGCAAUAAUAUCAUUCUUCAUAUUAAAACAAUUGCCAGACAUCAUACCGCUAAUCGGCGAUUCGAUUAUCCGCGAUAGCAUUCGUCGCUCGUUCAUAGUCUCUUUCUUGCUACCUCUUCGGAGGUGAAUUUUACAUUCCAGAUUCGCCGAGAUGAUGACGGCGAUAUUUCAACAAGUGUAACAAAAAGAGAAUAUAUGAUAUUUUCUUUUUAAUUUUUAAUUUAGAUACUCGCGUAGAUUUAAUUAGAUAUGCGUAAAGGAGGAGAGCGGUAAAACAUUCUGGAGACAAAUUGUUUGAUUCUGUUUGUACAAUACAUUCAUGUAAGAUACAAUGUCUUGAUGCCAGUUCAGAGAACGUAAGU